This is a messenger RNA of Funneliformis caledonium, 1737 nucleotides long. Lineage: Eukaryota; Fungi; Glomeromycota; Glomeromycetes; Glomerales; Glomeraceae. The record is from the annotation of a GenBank genome assembly.
AUGGCAGAUACAAAUAAUUUCCAUGAAUUUUUAAAUGAGCAAGAUGUUUUAACGUCUUCAGAUGAAUUUAAUCAAAUAAUUUUUGGUGGUGGUAUCGGUAUACCAGAUCCACCACCUAAAAGACCUCCUGGUGAUAUAACAAAUGAUGCUGGUAGCACUGCUCUUUUAACGACACAACUUCUUUUUGCGAUACCAUUGGGAACUAUAUCUUUGUUAGUAUUUUGCUAUCUUCGAACAAGAUGGAAUGCAAUGUUUGCUCCAAGAAGUAGACUUCAAAAGCUUGCUCCUGAUCCUCUUCCAACUACAUUUUUCGGUUGGAUAGUUCCUUUGUAUAAUAUGCCUGAAUCUCAUAUAUUAGAAAGGGUUGGAUUGGAUGCUGCAGUGUUUUUGGCAUUUUUUAAGAUGUCCUAUAAACUAUUCACGUUUUGUGCAAUCGUUGGUUUUGUCGUAGUUGGUCCUGUUAAAUUAACUAAAUACUUCGAUCUCUUACCGGAUGGCAAUAAUGAUGGGAGAAAUUCCUUUGAUAAUGUUCCAAAUCCCCAACCAAUAGAGGAAACACCCGAGACGCCCGGAGAAUUGGCAGUAUAUGUGAUAUUAACCUGGGUGUUUUCUCUUGCAACUUUUUAUUUUACUUUUUAUAAUUAUCUAGAGUUUUCUAAUAUCCGACAUAGAUAUUAUUUAAAGUGGAAAGAUACUAUAGCUGCAAGGACUGUUAUGGUGACAUCUAUACCUAAAGAGUUACAAAGCGAUCCUGCUUUGGCUGAUUUUUAUGAAUCAUUGGGAUUUGGUACAGUUGAAAGUGCCGUAGUUUAUCGUAACGUUCGUAAACUUAGACGUGCAAUUGAAAAAAGAGCAAAAUAUUUACAAAAAUUAGAAGAGGCUUAUGUGGAUUAUUUAAAUAAUCCUUGUAAGGAUCCAAAUUAUGAACCCGAAGAAGCAUUAAAGGGUUUUGAAAAGGCUGAUGAUGCAAAGACUGCAAACGAUAAUGCAGCCCAAGUCCUUUCAAAAGUUUUAGCAAACCGACCAACAAAAAGUUUGUUAUUAUUCGGUGAUAAGGUUGAUAAGAUUGAAUAUUACACCCAAAAAUUCUUUGAAUACGAUAAAUUAGUUGAAGUUGGAAGACGGGGGGCUUAUUCAACUUCAUCUAUCGGUUUCGUGACCUUCGAAAACAUAGCUAGUGCGCAAUUAGCUUCACAAGUACUUGUUCAUUCAGAACCAUUUAAAUGUCAUACCGAACUUGCCCCUGAACCACGUGAUAUUUAUUGGUAUAAUAUGGCAAUCCGAACACGAGAAAUGUUUAUUAGAAAUGUGAUUGUUAACGUUCUUAUUUUCUUUCUUGUGUUUUUCUGGUCUGGACCUAUUUCACUUUUUGCUUCACUGUUGAGUCUUAAGAGUUUGGAGAAAUUUUUUCCAUGGUUAGCACAUUUAGCAGAAAAGAAUGAAGCCUUAAAGGAUUUUAUUCAAGGAACUUUGCCAACUUUGUUCGUAUCUCUAUUCAAUGCACUUUUACCGAAAAUCAUGAUUUUCUUAUCUAGACUUCAAGGAUUUCAUGCUCGUAGCACUAUCGAGCUUUCGACAUUUGCCAAAUAUUACUUUUUCUUGUUAAUGAAUGUAUUGCUUGUAUUUUCCAUUGUCGGAUCAGUAUUCAAGAAUAUUGAAGAAAUCUCUAGAAAUUUGCCAGAAAUUGCUUAUAAAUUAGCUACAACAUUGCCUCAAGUAAUUUUUAUAAUUUAUUGA